Messenger RNA from Rhizophagus irregularis DAOM 181602=DAOM 197198, 306 nucleotides. Lineage: Eukaryota; Fungi; Glomeromycota; Glomeromycetes; Glomerales; Glomeraceae. The record is from RefSeq and is a predicted model, not a curated record.
AUGAAGUAUUGGAAAGCAAAAGACAUUGAGGCAAACUCGGAAAAAAUUGAGAUAAAAAAAGUUCAUAUUUCCAAUGAUAACGAAGAGAAAUUCUCAAAACUCGUUCUAAAAAAUGAUGAAAAAGAAGACAUUAAGCUUAUUAGGGGGAUAAUUAGUGAUUAUUGGGAAGAACAGCCUUCUAAUGAAUAUACUCAUAUUAUCAUUGAUUCGCCAUAUUUGAUUACUUUAAGAAAACUUAAAGCUUUAACGACUGAAGAAAAUAUUCACAUAAUAGUCAAAGCCCCUAGUACGUUCUCUAAACUCUGA